AUGCUGGGCGAAUUUCCCUCAGUCUCACGCAUUGACCUACAAGGAUUAAAAGGCUUCCUAGCCAGAGUCCGCCGUCUAAUCCUAGGAAUCCCAUCCGAGAGCAAAGUCGCACAGGGCGUGGACUGCGGCGCAGGCGUCGGCCGCGUGACAGAGAGAUUCCUAAGCUAUGUCUGCGAAAAGGUCGAUGCGGUAGAGCCCAUUGCCAAAUUCAUCAAGGUUCUGCAGGACAGUGCGGUAGCCAAGACCGGCGCUGUGGGAACCGUCUACACCAAGGGUCUCGAAGACUGGUAUCCGGAGAAGAAAUACGAUCUCAUCUGGACUCAGUGGUGUGUGGGCCAUCUGACAGAAUCGCAGUUCAUCGAUUACACCGUGCGGUGUCGCAAUGUCUUAACUGAAAUUGGUCUCAUGGUUGUUAAGGAGAAUUUGUCUACCCACAACCUUGGGCACGACAUGUACGACGAUGAGGAUAGCAGUGUCACCAGGACGGAUGCCAAGUUUAGGCAGGUUUCCAGGCUUCUGGGAUGA
Messenger RNA from Penicillium canescens, 525 nucleotides. RefSeq lists its product as uncharacterized. Gene Ontology annotation, cellular component: cytoplasm. Lineage: Eukaryota; Fungi; Ascomycota; Eurotiomycetes; Eurotiales; Aspergillaceae. Bases 1 to 525 code for a protein of 174 amino acids. Gene Ontology annotation, molecular function: N-terminal protein N-methyltransferase activity. Gene Ontology annotation, biological process: N-terminal protein amino acid methylation. The transcript has a single exon. The record is from RefSeq and is a predicted model, not a curated record.